UCGGUGAUUUAAAAACAAAAAUUUUGAGAGAGAGAGGGAGAUGAUCAUAACGAUGUCAACCUCGUGACAAAGCGUGGAAUCACUUUCUAAAACUAGACAGAGCAAAAACGAAGAGGAUCUUCCUGUAAGAACAGAACAGAAACAAACAGAGGAACACAAGAAGAUAACACCAGACAUGGCGUUCACACUCUGCGCAAGAACCCUCCCUGCGGUUUCUUCUGCAAUUCGCAAGCAUGGCUUUCUUCAAAGGCUGCAACAGACAGGAUCAUAUCCAUUUCAAUUUGGUGAAGCGAAAGCAAGACCAUUAUUGCCCAGAAGAGCGGAUAUUUCCCGGGAAUGGGAAGCUGGGUUAGAUCCUUCGCAGCGAAACAAGAAAACGGGAACGAGUUCGGAUCUUCUUGAUGAGAUCAGACAGAGAUUUCUGAGCUUCAAGAGAGACAAGUAUCUGAAAGAUUUGGACAAGUUUCAAGCACUGGCCAAAGCUCAAGCUCCUAAGGUUAUGGUAAUAGGGUGUGUGGAUUCAAGGGCAUGCCCUUCUACUGUACUUGGAUUCGAACCCGGCGAAGCCUUUAUGGUACGGAACGUUGCUAACCUCGUCCCGCCGAUACAGAACGGUCCGACGGAAACCAAUUCAGCUCUGGAAUUUGCUGUAAACACUCUUCAGGUGGAGAGAAUCAUAGUAAUGGGUCAUAGCAACUGUGGAGGAAUCGAGGCAUUGAUGAAUCUACAGCUACAAGAACACCAAGAACAAGACUCCAGCAAAUUCGUGGAGAAAUGGGUGAUGAAUGCUGAAGCUGUGAAACUAAGAACAAGAGCAAAUGCAUGGGGACUAAGCUUUGAACAGCAAUGCAGAUACUGUGAGAAGGAAUCGAUAAGGGAAUCGGUGAUGAACUUGUUGACGUAUCCAUGGAUAAGAGAGAGGGUGAAGAGAAGGGUUUUGGGUAUUUAUGGAUGCUAUUAUGAUUUGUCGGAUUGCAGUAUCGAGAAGUGGAGACUUUGUUCAGACAAUAACACUGAUACUUUCAGUAUUUCAGACACUGAGUUUUGGAGCUAAAAUUCCAUUCAAAAACUCGUGUAAAUGCAAUGUAACUUUGUAUGUAAUUAUGAUAUUUUUUUGUAAUUUUGUAUUAUGAUAUUUUUUAGCUAAUUAAAAAAUACACGGUUUUAUUUC
Tarenaya hassleriana is the source of this 1171-nucleotide messenger RNA. RefSeq names its product beta carbonic anhydrase 6, mitochondrial. The record is from RefSeq and is a predicted model, not a curated record. NCBI's taxonomy places the organism in Eukaryota, Viridiplantae, Streptophyta, Magnoliopsida, Brassicales, Cleomaceae. The coding region runs from base 176 to 1054 and encodes 292 amino acids. The transcript is spliced from 10 exons. Gene Ontology annotation, biological process: carbon utilization. Gene Ontology annotation, molecular function: zinc ion binding; carbonate dehydratase activity.